UAGACGUUGUACUUCCGGAUGUUACAGAGUCGACACACAGCCAUGGCAGUGGUAGUUCUACUUUUUCUCGUCUCCUUGCUGGAUUCGGUUGAAGGUGCUGAAAAUCGGUUUGUGAGGUCUGGAUCGAACCUUCAGCUGGAAGCAAAGACAACUGGUCUUACAAACAAUGAAGAGUUUAUUUGGAAGUUUAACAACACUGACAAUCUUGUGAAAUUCAAAUUUGGUGGGCAGCCUACAAUCUAUGUAAAAAAUGUUUCUUUUUCUGAACAAAACUACUCUUUGCUAUUAAGGACUAUGCAACACAAUGACACUGGAAACUAUAAGGCAAUAAAAAGUGGAAGCAAAGACAUAACUGUUGCUGAAUACACAGUUAUAGUCCAAGAUCCAGUGUCUCCAGUGAAACUAACAGUGAUGCGCAGUGAUCCCAGUUGCUAUAACUUCACUGUGACGUGUAAAACAGUUGAUUCUCAGAUUAGUGGAUCUAUUCAAUGUGAAAAUAAAACCUGCCGUUUACUGGAUCAAACACACCUGAAGGACUCAUCUCUGAAGAUCUCUGUAGAGGAAAGCUCCAUCAUCUGUAACCAUAGCAACCAAGUGAGCUGGGAAAAGGAUGAAAAGAAUGUUUCACCUCUCUGUGAAACUUCAUCAGGUCUCAACACAGCCACCAUAGCUGGAAUAUCAGCUGGAACAUUUAUGGUGCUAGUGGUAUAUGUUUGCCUUGUGGUUAUAAGGUGUAAAAGAAAGAGGAGCGCAAAUACAGUGUAUGAAGUUCCUCAGGAACCUCCACAGCACAACCAAUAUGCAAAUCCUGCAGAAAUUACUGAAUGUCCUUCUCCAACAUCAACGUAUGCCCUGGUGCAGUUUUCCAAUCCUCCAGCGCAAAUCAACGUCACCAGCACCUCCACAAACCUGCAGCCUGAAACAAUUUAUGCUCAAGUUGACAGAGCUGCCAAGUCCAACUCAAAACCUGCAGCAGCCAGCAGAUGACAGCAAAGAAAAGAAAAAUGGAAAAUCUAUAUAAGUGCAAAAUGAUCAUGAACUGCCUCUCUGACUGAUGUAAAAUAAUUUUUUUUUUUAAAUUCACAAGCCUUCUUAAAAAAGUAUUGUGCCUUUUUUUUUUCAAUAAAUGUAUAACUAGUACAAUUCAUCUGGGACUGGUCAAAUAUAUCUUGUAUUAGACCCUGUUACGCCCCCAAGGUCUAGGGGUCCAGGGGCAGUAACAUAAAAAUGUCCAGAGAAAAAGGGGUUAAUUAAAAAGGUGAUUUAUUAAAAAAAAGGAGGUUUCACAGAAUCAAGACACAAUACAACUUAACCCAAUUGAAACGGAAGAAAAUGACUAACAAAUUUAAGAAUGUGCAGUGCAAAUUAAAUUACAAAAGUUCAAACAAGUCAGUCUAAAGGUAACGCAAAACAAUCCAAAUCAAAAGACAAAAGGGAGCACCAAACCUCCCUAGCACAAGUUUAGAGCGUGUAAAAGCAAACAAAGUCAAACUGCUUUAGCAGACCAAACAAGAGGUCAGCUUUACAAAACCUCUUCCUACUAGCUGUCCCACUGGAGGAAUGAUUCCAUCCAUCCAUCCAUCCAUUUUCUUUACACCCUUCUUCCCUAAUGGGGUCGGGAGGGUUGCUG
This is a messenger RNA of Gambusia affinis (western mosquitofish), 1630 nucleotides long. RefSeq lists its product as uncharacterized. Bases 19 to 987 code for a protein of 322 amino acids. The transcript is spliced from 6 exons. The record is from RefSeq and is a predicted model, not a curated record. Lineage: Eukaryota; Metazoa; Chordata; Actinopteri; Cyprinodontiformes; Poeciliidae.